UAUAUGGAAAGAAACUUUGUUAAAAACCUAUCACCAAUACCACAAAAUGCUUCCGUUCUUUGUACUAUGCAGCGUCUUUUACACCUUCCUAACUUCUUUCAUUCUCUCCGUUGUCCUUCUGAUCCGCUGCACCAUAAGCCUAUUAUUUGGCUUCUUUCGGACUCGGGCCGACGAUUCGAUUUCUCUGUAUGAAGGCACUGUUUGUCAUGAACGUAGGCACCCUCUGAGCCACUCUUUCAAAAUGUCAGUCCGGUACGCUCUGAUCGACCUAGACCGCUCAUCCUACAUACCACCGAACCAUUUAUCAGCUAAAGAAGCUCGAUCUAUUGCUGGAACCAAAGGACCAGUUUUGCUCCUGACAAUACCACCAAGUGUAGGAUACCAACGAAGUCCAGUGACCUUAUAUUAUUGUUAUGAGCCUCAUAAGGAAUCCUCCUCGGAUAUUUUGAAGUAUUGCAUUGCUGAGGUAUCAAACACACCAUGGGGAGAACAAGUUCGGUUUGUAUUCAAUCCAUAUUCUGAUUUAGCUGCGAAAUCCCUCCAUGUCAGCCCCUUCAUGGACAUGCUUGGGGACUGGAAAAUGAAAACAAGAUCACCCGGGAAUAAUUUGUCAGUAACGGUUUCAGUCAAGCACCCUGUGCUGGGUAAUUAUUUUACUGCUAGCUUGACUGCCCAAAAAGUCAAAUCCUCAUCCAAAGUUGAUUAUGCACUAUUCUUCUGGCUCAUGCCUCAGAAGGCUGCAAUUUAUACAUACUGGCAAUCCUUCAAGCUGCUGUUGAAUAAUGUUCAAUUUUACGAACAUCCAAAGUAUAAGAAGCCAUUGUAUAUUGAAGAAUCCUUGAAGAAUGCCGAAGGACGUGGAUGCUGCAUGGCAUUUCCUGGGACCGGGGAUUUACAGAACAGUACUCCACCGAAUGGAUGUGAGCGUUGGUAUUCUUGGAAGAAAGUGAAGUGGCCAUGGGCUUAAAGUUUUAUGAAAGCAACAUUUUAGUCAUAUUUACAUCCCAGAGGUUAUGGCGGUAUGAGCUGUGCUAAAAUGGGCAAACAACAAAUUAAGAUCAAACAGAUACUAUAUUAUUCUUGUAAUUAUACUCGGUGCCAUUUUAUUGUGCCCAGCAUCUUGAGGGGUAAUUUAUUUCAUGAA
Molecule: messenger RNA, 1144 nt
Organism: Daucus carota subsp. sativus
Lineage: Eukaryota; Viridiplantae; Streptophyta; Magnoliopsida; Apiales; Apiaceae
Exons: 5
Coding region: 47-967 (306 amino acids)
Source: RefSeq, a predicted model, not a curated record